CGUACUUCAAUGCUGUAGGUACCUGGUAGAGCUGAUUGGCCCGUUGUAAAUUUCAGGCAGACCUAGGCGAACUAGAUGCCUUCCUUCGACUUGCGCGGACCAACCUGUACUUAUAGAUAGGUAUGUGACCGGCUGAGUCCACUUUGACGGGCCUGUACCCACCUCCUGCCCAUCCGUUUCUCUUGUAAUAGUCAUCAUCUGUUGGCCGCUGCUUUCUCGUCUCCUGGGGACCAGGUCCUACCAGACACUGGGUAUAUACGAGAGAUGGCUCCUCGCACAUCCAUUGCCGACUUCAGGAACUUCCUGAGUUCGAGCAAUCGCAUCGUGGCUCUAUGCGGCGCCGGCCUGUCAGCCGCCUCCGGAUUGCCCACUUUUCGGGGCGCCGGGGGCCUGUGGCGCACCCACUCGCCCACCUCGCUCGCGACGCCGGACGCCUUCGAGGACGAUCCAGCUCUCGUCUGGCUCUUCUACGCCUGGCGGAAGCACAUGGCCAUCAAGGCAAGCCCAAACCGGGGCCACUACGCCCUCGCCGAGCUGGCGAAAAGGAGAGAGAAUUUUCUCUGCUUGACUCAGAACGUGGAUGGUCUAUCGCCGCGGGCUGGACAUCCAGACGCGCAGCUGCGGGCCCUUCACGGAAGUAUACUUGACGUCAAAUGCUUCAAUGAAUGCGGCUACGUCGAUAAGAACAACUUGGAUGACCCGGUGUGUCCGGCUCUGGCCCCCGCAGCAGAAGACUACCCGUCCAACGAGACGCUGCCUCUCCUCGAUCCCAACGUUCCCCUACCGUCAAUCAACGUCGAAGACCUCCCGCAUUGCCCCAACUGCAAGACGGGCCUGCUCCGACCGGGAGUCGUCUGGUUCGGGGAAUCGUUGGACUUCGCGAUGCUCGACGAAGUGGAUAGUUGGUUUCGCCAAGCUCCUAUUGACGUCAUUCUAGUCAUCGGGACGGCGGCUGUCGUCAACCCUGCCGCGCGCUACGUAGACAAGGCCCGUCGCAUGGGCGCGAUGGUCGUGGUAGUAAACCCGGACCCGAGCUCGGGGGCGGGACUAAGCCGAGGCGAUUUCUUCUUCCAAGGAGACGCGUCCGCGAUACUCCCACAGCUGUUCGAGGAUAUCAUAGGGAAGAUGGACGAGGCCGGGAGAAUCGUAUGAAGCGAUUCCCUAGAUACGGUGUGGGACAAGUAAAUUCGCUAGGCACCUCCCCCUUAUAUAUUACUAUCUACGUGCCACGAUUACUGAAUGUGGAGUUAAGGUGUGCCUAGGUACCUUUAGGUGCUAGGUAGUGGGUUCUGAUACUAGGGCUCAGGCAUAUAGCUGUAGCCUUCUCCCCGUUACUCAUACCUAUCUCGUUAGCUAACAGGCAAAGAAGAUGUUGGGACCGGGAUGGGAGGAAGGACCCGGCUGUUGUAUACCUUAUGAUGCUCUAUAGAAAGCAUAUAUAACACGCUAACCAUGCUACACGGCUCUCGGUUCCAGCAAAAUGAUACCUACCUUAUAGGGGACUGAUGUAGAGUCCAGGGGAGUUCAGCACACCGUGGGAAGUAGGUAUGAUGAACUACGGCCGCU
Messenger RNA from Durotheca rogersii, 1566 nucleotides. RefSeq names its product DHS-like NAD/FAD-binding domain-containing protein. Gene Ontology annotation, molecular function: protein-succinyllysine desuccinylase activity; protein-malonyllysine demalonylase activity; NAD+ binding. The record is from RefSeq and is a predicted model, not a curated record. The transcript has 2 exons. Bases 265 to 1152 code for a protein of 295 amino acids. NCBI's taxonomy places the organism in Eukaryota, Fungi, Ascomycota, Sordariomycetes, Xylariales, Xylariaceae.